CGCUUUCCACCAGGGAUGCAUUACCAGGCCAUUCCUGACAGCCGAGCUGCCCCUCAUUUUCCAAGGUCUCACCUUGCUGAAGCCGUUGCCAAAGCCAAGGCAGGUGGAGGUGGUGGUGGAAGCACUGGUGGAACUGGGAGAGGUCUUGUGGGGCAGAUUAUCCCUAUAUAUGGAUUUGGCAUCUUCUUAUAUAUCCUGUACAUUUUAUUUAAGCUGGCUUCCAAGGGAAAAACUGUUGCUGGAGAGCGGAAAUGUGCUACUGCUGCAUCUGGAAACAUGAAGAGGAAAAUCACUGACUAUGAGCUCACUCAACUCCAGGAAAAACUGAGAGAGACAGAAGAAGCUAUGGAAAAAUUAAUGAACAGAGUAGGACCUAACUAUGACAGGACUCAAAAUGUUACAACAGACCAGGAAAAAAGGUUACUUCAGCAACUCCGAGAAAUUACUAGAGUUAUGAAGGAAGGAAAAUUCAUAGAUGGCAUCUCUCCUGAGAAGGAAGCUGAAGAAGCUCCUUACAUGGAGGACUGGGAAGGUUAUCCAGAAGAGACCUAUCCUGUCUACGAUAACUCCGAUUGCUUCAAGCGCAAACAGGACACAAUCCUUGUAGAUUACCCUGACCUGAGCCAGCCCUCUGCAGAAGAGCUGGCAGAAAGAAUGGAGGGCAUGGAAGAUGAGGAGCAUCUGUGCAAUGAAACCCUGCUAUCUGAUCUCACCAUGGGAAGGGGCGGUCAUUACUUAAUGCAGAAAAAGGACGAGGUAACUGGCAUCAGUGAAGAGGAGAGGGUUCUUCAUCACAGCCGAAGCACUGAGGGGUGCUGCUGUUGUUACGAGGAUGACGAUCCUGCUGUCAUAGCAGAGAACGCUGGAUUCCACUCUGAGAGCUGCAGUGAAGCAGAAGAGUCAACCCAAGAGGACCUGUCUGUGGAGUCAGAAAAUGAAAAUGCAGCACUGAAAAAGCAAAAAGCCUGUGAUUCAAAUGAAACAGGCCCACUGAGAAAGCGCAACACAAAAGGACUUGAGUAAUAUGGACAAUUUGGUGGAUGUUACCUAGAUGGUGAAGGUAGAGGUCAUAAACUGUCAUUUGUGUGGGUUUUUUUUUUCCCAGUGAAGACUUCUCUGUGUUUGUCUCCUUGUACCAAUUUCAUUCCUGUGGUAACAGUCACAUCAUCUACCUGAACUGGAAGCCAAUACCCU
Molecule: messenger RNA, 1194 nt
Organism: Pelecanus crispus (Dalmatian pelican)
Lineage: Eukaryota; Metazoa; Chordata; Aves; Pelecaniformes; Pelecanidae
Source: RefSeq, a predicted model, not a curated record